This is a messenger RNA of Eubalaena glacialis (North Atlantic right whale), 2010 nucleotides long. RefSeq names its product PIF1 5'-to-3' DNA helicase (gene PIF1). The coding region runs from base 1 to 2010 and encodes 669 amino acids. Gene Ontology annotation, biological process: DNA repair; telomere maintenance. Gene Ontology annotation, molecular function: DNA helicase activity. The transcript is spliced from 11 exons. Lineage: Eukaryota; Metazoa; Chordata; Mammalia; Artiodactyla; Balaenidae. The record is from RefSeq and is a predicted model, not a curated record.
AUGCUGUCGGGCACCGAGGCAGCGGCAGCGGAAUGCGCGGACGCGGAGCUGCGGUGCCGUGUUGCUGUGGAGGAGUUGAGCCCGGGCGGGCAGCCGCGAAGGCGCCAGGCCUUACGCACCGCGGAGCUGAGACUGGGUCGUAACGAGCGCCGCGAGUUGAUGCUGAGGCUGCAGGCGCCCGGGCCCGCGGGGCGGCCGCGGUGCUUUCCGCUGCGCGCCGCGCGCCUCUUCACGCGCUUCGCCGCGUCCGGGCGCAGCACUCUUCGGCUUCCAGCUGACGGCGCUCCCCGGACCGGCGCCGUGCAGCUGCUGCUCUCCGACUGCCCCCCUGACCGCCUGCGCCGCUUCCUGCGCACUCUGCGCCUCAAGCUGGCCGCGGCCCCGGGUCCCGGGCCGGCCUCCGCCCGCACGCAGCUGCUUGGCCCGCGGCCCCGCGACUUCGUCACCAUCAGCCCGGUGCAGCCCGAGGAGCUGCGGCGCGCGGCGGCCACUUGUGUCACGCACUCCACGCCGGUGAAGCAGCCCACGGAGCCCCGGUCGGGGGCCAAGCCCAGCACCGAAGUCCGAAGGUGGCCCCUGCCUGUGAAGAAGCUGAGCUUGCCCCCCACCAAACCAGAGCUUUCCAGGGAACAGGCUGCUGUGCUGAGGGUUGUCCUGAAAGGCCAGAGCAUUUUCUUCACUGGGAGUGCAGGUAGUGGGGGGCAGAGUGGGUGUGGGGAGAACAGUGGUGUGCUAGGAUGGAGGAGAAGUGGCCCUGACUUUGCCCUCUGCCCAGGGACGGGGAAAUCUUACCUGCUGAAGCGUAUCCUGGGCUCACUGCCUCCCACAGGCACUGUGGCCACUGCCAGCACUGGGGUGGCAGCCUGCCACAUCGGGGGUACUACCCUCCAUGCCUUUGCAGGCAUUGGCUCGGGCCAGGCUCCCCUGGCCCAGUGUGUGGCCCUGGCCCAGCGGCCAGGUGUGCGGCAGGGCUGGCUGAACUGCCAGCGGCUAGUCAUUGAUGAGAUCUCCAUGGUGGAAGCGGACCUAUUUGACAAGCUGGAGGCCGUGGCCAGAGCUGUCCGGCAGCAGAACAAGCCAUUCGGAGGGAUCCAGCUUAUCAUCUGUGGGGACUUCCUGCAGCUGCCGCCUGUAACCAAGGGAUCCCAGCCCCCGCAGUUCUGCUUCCAGGCCAAGAGCUGGAGGAGAUGUGUCCCAGUGACCCUGGAGCUGACAGAGGUGUGGAGGCAGACGGACGAGACCUUCAUCUCUCUGCUGCAAGCUGUGCGGCUGGGCAGGUGCUCAGAUGAGGUCACCCGCCAGCUCCGGGCCACGGCUGCCCACAGGGUGGGGCGAGAUGGGAUUGUGGCCACGAGGCUCUGCACCCACCAGGAUGAUGUGGCCCUUACCAACGAGAGGCAGCUGCAGAAACUACCAGGUGAGGUACACAGCUUUGAGGCCAUGGACAGUGACCCUGAGCAAGCCCGGACCCUGGAUGCCCAGUGUCCCGUCAGCCAGCUCCUUCAGCUAAAGCUGGGGGCUCAGGUGAUGCUGGUGAAGAACUUGGCAGUGUCUCGGGGCCUGGUAAAUGGUGCCCGAGGGGUGGUAGUUGGGUUCGAAGCCGAGGGGAGAGGGCUGCCCCAGGUGCGGUUCCUGUGUGGAGUCACCGAGGUCAUCCGUGCUGACCGCUGGAUGGUGCAGGCCACUGGGGGCCGGCUUCUCAGCCGGCAGCAGCUGCCCCUCCAGCUGGCCUGGGCCAUAUCCAUCCACAAGAGCCAGGGCAUGUCCCUGGAUUGCGUGGAGAUCUCUCUGGGCCGUGUGUUUGCCAGCGGCCAGGCCUAUGUGGCCCUUUCCCGGGCCCGCAGCCUGCAGGGCCUGUGUGUGUUGGACUUUGACCCCAUGGUGGUUCGCUGUGACCCCCGUGUGCUGAGCUUCUAUGCUACCCUGCGGCAGGACAGGGGCCUCAGCCUGGAGUCCCCAGAUGACGAUGAGGCAGCCUCAGACCAGGAGAACGUGGACCCGAACCUUUGA